AUGAGGUCAGCCUGUCUCUCUCUGCUCCUGGUCACUGCCUGCUGGGCUCUGCCCUUCCGCCAGUCCGGCUUUUUAGACUUCAUGAUGGAUGAGGCGGGAUCGGGUGGGAAUGAUCAGAUUACAGAUCAAAGCUUCCCUGCCAUGCCUCAAGGACCCAAGUGCCCCUUCAGAUGCCAGUGCCACCUGCGAGUGAUCCAGUGCUCUGACCUCGGUCUGAAGUCAGUUCCUGUGGACAUCCCAGACGACACCACCCUGCUGGACCUUCAGAACAACAAGAUCACUGAGAUCAAGGAGAAUGACUUCAAGAACCUCAAAGGACUACAUGCUCUGAUUCUGGUGAACAACAAAAUCACCAUCAUUCACGCCAAGGCCCUCAGUCCUCUGACCAAGCUGCAGCGUCUCUACCUGUCUAAGAACAUACUGAAGGACAUGCCCGCCAACAUGCCCAAGAGCCUGCAGGAGCUGCGCAUACACGAGAACGAGAUCACCAAGAUCAAAAAGUCCUCCUUCCAGGGCAUGUCCCAAAUCAUCGUCAUGGAGCUCGGGUCCAACCCUCUGAAGAGUGCAGGAAUCGAGGCCAAUGCUUUUGCCGACCUGAAAAGGGUCUCUUACAUUCGCAUUGCAGACACUGACAUCACCGAGAUCCCCAAAGGUCUGCCCAGCUCUCUCUCUGAGCUCCACCUGGAUGGAAACAAGAUCUCCAAGUUGACAGCUGGCAAUUUCCAGGGCCUGAAGAAUCUUGCCAAGUUGGGUCUGAGCUACAAUGAGAUCAGCUCUGUGGAAAACGGCACUCUGGAUAACGUCCCCCACCUGCGAGAGCUGCACCUCGACAACAACGCUCUGACCAGCGUUCCCUCUGGCCUGCCCGACCACAAGUACAUCCAGGUGGUCUACCUCCAUGCCAACAAGAUUGCAGCAGUGGGAACAGGAGACUUCUGUCCUCCUGGCCUCAACCACAAGAAGGCCAUGUACUCUGGCAUCAGCCUGUUCAGCAACCCCGUCCCUUACUGGGAAGUUCAGCCCAUCACCUUCCGCUGCGUCUUCGACCGCUCUGCCAUCCAGCUCGGCAACUACAGGAAGAAGUAGAGCGCCUCUGCAAGGAAGUGUGUGUUUGUAAAUGAGUGUGUGAACGUUUUCUAAGUGUGCAUGUUUGACCACAGCUCCACAACACUGACCCCUACCAACACUGCCUCCCCCGCAAAUGAUGAUGUCAUUAAUCACAUUUCAAAACUUUAGUGGACUUGGACUUCCAAUGCAAUGUAUCAUUUUCAUUAUAUAGCUUCAAGAUUGGUGCACCAGUAGCACACACGGCUUACAGCAACCACCAGCAUACUACGUGAAGCUCUCACACACAGCACACCCUUCAUAGAAGCAGUUAGGCACGCAUUAACAUUGCAAAUAUGUUCUCACGUACAUACUGUGACAUAUUAUUUUCAUUCAGUGGACACAUUGAAAUUCAGAGAUGAUCCCUAACCAAAAAGAUUUGAAACAUCAUUCAGUGGAAAAUGUUAUAAAUCUCACUUUAAGUCAACUUUCUCAACCUUUAGCCAUUGUAUGAAUUAUAAGAAAGCUAGCCUGUAGAGCAGGCAGCAAGGGGUUAACUUGUGUUUUACAAUUCCUUUUAACAACUGGUAUAAUAGAGUGUACUAGAUAUUACCUGUGUACUAGGAAUAGCAUUGAGAGUGUAUCAUUACCAUGCUGCACUCCUUGAAAGAACGUCAAGUUUCUAUUUGUAUUGUACUCAAUUCAAGUAGAGAUAAAAGCAACCGUGACUUCUAUCACAUUGUGCUUUCUUGUGCUUACUUCAGCGUUGAUUUAGUUCUGGGUGUUUUUUUACACUUUUUCUUCUUCCCAUCUCCUCUCCUGUUCCUGUCCUAGUCUGUGUUAUUCCAUUAAUAAAAAUAAAAGUGAAAAUAGCUUAUAACAAAUGUAGAAUAAACCAUAUAUGUUUUAAACAGAAGCCAUUCCCAAAGAUUUAUAUGCAUGCUCUUGUAUUUUUUUCCUUUCAACUUGAACCUGGUGCUUUCUGGAAUCCCUUGUUAAUGCUUGUAUGUACUUCUCUCCAUGUUUCCCUUAUUUCUUUUUUUUUUAAGAGUCAAGAAAAAUUGGAUGGUGUAUGUGGACCGGCAUGCCCACUGCAACCAUGUUGGUGUGAAUGUUGUAUGUAUAGACGCUGUAUAUAAAUGCUGUAUAAAAACCUCUCAUUUGCUUAAAGGCACAAGCACUUACCAUAGCCCAGACUUAAUAUAUCAGCAACAACGGUGUUCCUCUUUUUUUUCCGGAGCAGGGGCUCCAGCUAAGGUGUCCUGAACAAAAUAAAAAUACUAAUGGAAAAA
Molecule: messenger RNA, 2336 nt
Organism: Cottoperca gobio
Lineage: Eukaryota; Metazoa; Chordata; Actinopteri; Perciformes; Bovichtidae
Gene: dcn
Product: decorin
Exons: 7
Coding region: 1-1086 (361 amino acids)
Molecular function (GO): protein binding
Source: RefSeq, a predicted model, not a curated record